AUGGCCGGCAGCAUCUUCUCCCCGUUGGGGAGCUGCUCGGAGCUGGAGAAGGCCAACUGCCACCCGCUGGUCUGCCUGCUCUGCCACGAGCCCUACCAGCACCCCUGCCUGCUCGACUGCUACCACAACUUCUGCGCCAGCUGCCUGCGGGGCCGCGCCAGCGACGGCCGCCUGCGCUGCCCGCUCUGCGGGCACCUCUCGGUGGUGAGGGGGGGCACGGGGCUGCCCCCCGUGGACCGGCUCCUGCAGUUCCUGGUGGACAGCUCAGCCGACGGCGAGGAGGACGUGCAGUGCGCCAACUGCGACCGGCGCUGUGCCAAGGCGGAGCUGGACACCAUGUACUUCUGCAACACCUGCGGGCAGCCCCUCUGCGCCCCGUGCCGCGAGGAGACCCACCGCGCCAAGAUGUUCGCCCGCCACGAGAUCGUCUCCCUCUCCAAGCGCACCAAGGACAUCCACAAGAAGUGCCCGCUGCACGAGGAGCCCUACAUCAUGUUCUCCACUGAGAAGAAGUCCAUGCUCUGCAUCAACUGCUUCAGGGACAUGCAGGGGGAGAGCCGGGCGCACUGCAUCGACAUCGAGACGGCGUACAUGCAGGGCUGCCAGCGGCUGGACCAGGCGGUGAUGGCCGUGAAGGAGCUGCAGACCUCCACACGCGAGGCCAUCGUCCUUCUCAAGGCCAUGAUAGAGGAGGUGCGGAACAGUGCCAGCGAGGAGGAGGCGGCCAUCAACUCCCUCUUCGGCCGCAUGCAGGAGCAGCUCUCCGAGAGGAAGAAGACGCUCCUGAAAGCCGUGCAGAGCCAGCACGAGGAGAAGGAGAAGGCGUUCAAGGAGCAGCUCGCCCACCUCGCCUCGCUGCUGCCCACCCUGCAGGUCCACCUGGUGACCUGCUCGGCCUUCCUGAGCUCCGCCAACAAAGCCGAGUUCCUGGACCUGGGCUACCAACUGAUGGAGAGGCUGCAGAGGAUUGUCAAGCUGCCGCACCGCCUGCGGCCGGCCCAGACCAGCAAGAUCAACAGCGAGUACCGGGCAGAGUUUGCUCGCUGCCUGGAGCCCCUGCUGAUGCUCAGCCCCCGCCGCUCCGUGGUGGGCAGCGCCGGCGGCAUUGGUCCUGGCAUCGCCGGCACAAACAUGCUCCCCGGCGGCCAAUGCUCCAAGACUCUCAUGGUGCCCAGCUGCCCCGCCGCUGGUGAUAAAAUGUCCACUGGCCCCAUGGUGCGGAAGCCGACGAUGCACCGGUACAUCAGCACCAAGGUCCUGCUGGCCGAGGGGCGCGAGACCCCCUUCGCUGAGCACUGCCGCAACUACGAGAACACCUACCGGAUGCUGCAGACGGAGAUCCAGGGCCUGAAGGACCAGGUGCAGGAGCUGCACCGCGACCUCACCAAGCACCACUCGCUCAUCAAGACGGAGAUCAUGAGCGAGAUCCUGCAGAAGUCCCUGCAGAUGGACGUGCAGAUCGCGGCUCACUACUCCGCCGUAGAGAUGAUGCGCAGCGUCUUCGAGGAGGUCUGGGAGGAGACAUACCAGCGGGUGGCAAAUGAGCAGGAGAUCUACGAAGCCCAGCUCCACGACCUCCUGCAGCUGCGGCAGGAGAACAGCUGCCUGACCACCAUCACCAAGCAGAUCGCGCCCUACGUCCGCUCCAUCGCCAAGGUGAAGGAGCGGCUGGAGCCCAGGCUGCAGGAGCCCCGGGAGCCCAAGGAGGAACAGGCGCAGAUGCUGCUCAAGAUCUGUGACAACAGCGAAGCGGCACCGAGGGACGCCUCACCCGGCAGCAAGGAGGGGGCUCCGUUCAGCCCCAGGGAGGGCUGCGCGCCCGGUGGCAACUCUGGAGACCCCUCCCUGAAAAGCAAAGACUGCUGCAGGGGACAGCAGAAAAGCGGGGCCGAGAGCACCGCCCGAAAAGAGCUUGCACCGUAG
This is a messenger RNA of Nipponia nippon (crested ibis), 1923 nucleotides long. Lineage: Eukaryota; Metazoa; Chordata; Aves; Pelecaniformes; Threskiornithidae. The record is from RefSeq and is a predicted model, not a curated record.